This is a messenger RNA of Linum tenue, 1818 nucleotides long. The record is from the annotation of a GenBank genome assembly. NCBI's taxonomy places the organism in Eukaryota, Viridiplantae, Streptophyta, Magnoliopsida, Malpighiales, Linaceae.
AUGUCGUUCUCCCUUGCUCAUUUGACUAGGCUCUUAAAGCUCUCCGCCGAUACCAAAAACAUCAGAACCGGUAGAAUGAUCCACGCCCAUCUAGUCGUCAUGAAUCACACCGUUGGUAAGAACUCUGUGGAGGCCAACUCAUUGAUUAAUUUCUACUCAAAAUGUGGCGAUUUAUGGGAUGCUCGCAACCUGUUCGAUGGUUUGACUGAAAGAAACGCUGGGUAUUUGCAGUAUGGGAUGCCACUAGAAGUGAUUGGGUUGUUUAAACACAUGGUGUCCGAGUCUCGGAUUAGGCCGAACGAGUACGUUUUCGCUACUGUUGUUUCAUCCUGUUCUGCCUGUCGAAGAGUUGAGGUGGGUAUGCAAUGCCAUGUUCAUGUGUUGAAGCUGGGAUUGGUUUUCCAUGAUUACGUCCGAGACGGUCUGGUGGACAUGUAUUCCAAGUGCCUUCGCAUUGAUGAAGCAGUUCGGCUAUGGAAUUCGGUACCAGGAAAUUAUACUUAUUCCUAUCAGUUGAUUUUAAAUGGACUAGUUGAACAUGGGUAUGCAGAGCAAGGUUUGGAGAUUUUGAGGAAGAUGAUUGAUGAAGAUUUCGAAUGGGACGGUACUACUUGGGUCAGUGUUUUUGCGCUUUUGGCUUGUCUUAGAGAUUUGAGAUUGGCUAGGCAAGCCCAUGGAAAGUUGAUUACGAGUAAUCUUGAGUGUGAUAUGUAUGUCAAUAGUGCCCUCAUCAACAUGUAUGGCAAAUGUGGGAACCCUUUGAAUGCUAGGAGAGUUUUUGAUGGGUUGCAAGAUCGCAAUGUUGUGUUAUGGACAUCCAUCAUGGCUGCCUAUUCCCAGAAUGAGUUUUUUGAGGAGGCAUUGAAUUUGUUGCCUGCCAUGGAACUCGAUGAUGUUCGGCCAAACGAGUUUACUUUUGCUAUAUCCAUGAAUGCUAGUGCUGGAUUGUCUACAUUGAGGCACGGGUACCUUUUACAUGCACGUGCUAUGAAGGCUGGUUUUAAUGAUCAUGCUAUUGUUGGAAAUGGGUUGAUCAAUAUGUACACCAAAAGUGGAAACAUAGGAGCUGCAAGUCGUAUAUUUUCAGGCAUGAAAUGUCGCAACAUCAUCUCAUGGAAUGCAAUGAUAUGUGGCUUUUCGCAUCAUGGACUUGGAAAGGAAGCCCUUCUAGCAUUUGAGGACAUGUUGGCUGAAGCAGUCCAUCCUAACUAUGUUACUUUCAUCGGGGUUCUCUCUGCCUGUACUCAUUUAGGUCUGGUGGACAAAGGUUUCUACUACUUUAACUACCUAAUGGGACAGAUGGGCAUAGAGCCUGGAUUAGAACAUUACACCUGCAUGAUUGGCCUUCUAGGAAAAACUGGAAAACUGGAUGAGGCCAAGAAUUUUAUGAUGAUGUCCAGUAUGGUAACAUGGGAUGUUGUUGCAUGGCGUACUUUGCUCAAUGCUUGUCAUCUUCACAAGAAUUACAAUUUAGAAGAGCAGGUCGCCAAAUCCAUUCUCGAGAUGGACCCUCAUGACAUGGGCUCAUAUACAAUGCUCUCUAAUACAUAUGCCAGGGAAAAGAGAUGGGAUGUAGUUGCCAAGAUCCGGAAGUUGAUGAAUGACAGAAACAUAAAGAAGGAGCCCGGGGCGAGCUGGAUAGAGAUACAAAAUGUGACUCAUGUCUUUGUCUCAAAUGACAAAAAACAUCCAGAAAUUCUUGAGAAGGUAAAGGAGCUUAUUGCAUUGAUCAAGCCAUCGGGACAUGUUCCAGAUUUUGAUUGUUCGGCACGAUGUCCAGGAUUAGCAGAAGGAAGAAUACCUUCGCAAUCACAGUGA